This is a messenger RNA of Penicillium brevicompactum, 1410 nucleotides long. Its product is annotated as bifunctional nucleoside/nucleotide kinase/histidine phosphatase family protein. The record is from RefSeq and is a predicted model, not a curated record. Gene Ontology annotation, molecular function: fructose-2,6-bisphosphate 2-phosphatase activity; 6-phosphofructo-2-kinase activity; ATP binding. NCBI's taxonomy places the organism in Eukaryota, Fungi, Ascomycota, Eurotiomycetes, Eurotiales, Aspergillaceae. Gene Ontology annotation, cellular component: cytosol. Gene Ontology annotation, biological process: fructose 2,6-bisphosphate metabolic process; fructose metabolic process. The coding region runs from base 1 to 1410 and encodes 469 amino acids. The transcript is spliced from 2 exons.
AUGGCAUCCGCUAACAUUGAUCCCCAGUCUGAUGACUCCAAGAUAUGUGUUGUCAUGGUGGGCCUUCCAGCCCGUGGCAAGAGUUUAAUUGCCGGCAAAGGUGAGUGGGAAGACAUCACGUUCAAAGUUAUAUGGCGACUGACUGCAACAGCCAUGCGCUACCUCGGUUGGGUGGGCAUCCCCGCGCGGGUCUUCAACGUGGGUAGCUACCGCCGUUUCAACACUCCACAGCCAGCAGCCACCUUCUUCGAUCCUCACAAUGAGGAGGGUGAGCGCAUGCGACGAGCUGCCGCUGAGGCCGCCAUGUCCGACAUGCUGCAAUGGUUCAACGCUGGUAAGGGCGUUGUGGCGAUUCUCGAUGCCACCAACUCUACCCAGGAACGUCGCCAGUGGAUUUAUGAAAAAUGCCACGAAGCGGAUAUUGAGGCUCUCUUUGUGGAGUCCAUCUGCGACGACGAAGAUUUGAUCAUGACGAACAUUAAAGAGGUCAAGACCACUUCCCCCGAUUACAAGGGUCAGGACCCAGAGGAGGCCGCCCUUGAUUUCCGCAACCGCAUUCGCAACUAUGAAAAGGCCUAUGAGACCAUCGGUGACAACGAAAAGCACUACACCUACGUCAAGUUGAUCAAUGUCGGAUCAACCGUUAUCAUUAACCAGAUCAAAGACUAUCUCUCCAGUCGGCUGGUAUACUACAUCCAAAACCUGCACAUCAAACCUCGUUCAAUUUGGCUCUCACGUCAUGGUGAAUCAGAGUUCAAUCUGAGCGGUGCUAUUGGUGGCGAUUCCAACAUUUCGGAGCGUGGCGAGGCUUACGCCCGCGCUCUUCCCGAGCUGAUGCGCAAAUCUGGUAUCCCCGAGAACACCAAGAUUGUCAUUUGGACUUCCACUCUCAAGCGCACCAUCCAGAGCGCCCGCCACCUGAAGGCCGAAACCGGCUACGAAAAGCUGGAAUGGAAGGCUCUGGAUGAGUUGGACUCCGGUGUCUGUGAUGGCCUCACCUAUGAGCAAAUCGCAGAGAAAUACCCCGAAGAUUUUGCUGCGCGUGAUGAAGACAAGUAUAACUACCGCUACCGAGGCGGCGAAUCCUACCGCGACGUCGUCAUUCGCCUCGAGCCCAUCAUCAUGGAACUGGAACGUUCUGAGAACGUCAUUAUCGUCACUCACCAGGCGGUUCUUCGUUGUAUCUACGCUUAUUUCAUGAAUGUGCCCCAGGAGCAGAGUCCUUGGAUGGAAGUCCCUCUGCACACUCUCAUCAAGCUCACUCCUCGUGCCUAUGGCACCGAGGAGCAGCGCUUCAAGGCCGAUAUCCCUGCUGUGUCGACCUGGCGCGGUAAGGGUACUUCGGCAAAGCACCAGGAGUUCCCGGCCAAGGUGGAUUCAAAGGAGGAAUCUAAGGAGGAAUCUAAGUAG